ACCUCGCCACGUGUAUGGUCAAUCUAGCAAAUAACUUGUCGUGAUUCAUCCACCGUUUUUUUAACAAGGAAACCGCCGUCGCCGGAUCCACGAAGGAGACGAUUCCGAUCUUAGAAAGGAGUUUCUGUACUUGUCUGAAGGGGUCGGUUUUGCGUUUUUUUUUAAUUAUCAAUUCGACGGUUUGCAAACGAUGAGGAAGAAGCUCGAUACUCGCUUCCCAGCUGCUCGGAUUAAAAAGAUUAUGCAAGCUGACGAGGAUGUUGGCAAGAUAGCUUUGGCUGUGCCUGUCUUAGUUUCAAAAUCUUUGGAAUUGUUCUUGCAAGACCUUUGUGAUCGUACCUAUGAGAUUACCCUUGAAAGAGGAGCUAAGACCGUGAGCUCAUUGCACCUUUUUGUUUACAGAAAAAAUUGUGUGGAAAGAUACAACGUGUUUGAUUUUCUGAGGGAAGUUGUGAGCAAGGUGCCUGACUAUGGCCAUGCGCAAGGGCAGGGCCAAGGGCCUGGUGAUGUCACCAUGGAUGAUCGCACCAUCUCCAAGAGAAGGAAGCCGGUCGGUGAUGAAGUGAAUGACAGCGACGAGGAGUAUAAGAAAAGCAAAACACAAGAGAUGGGUAAUGCUAAGCCCAGUGGUAGGGGUGGUAGAGGGAGAGGACGAGGAAGAGGCCGUGGUGGACGAGCGGCCAGAGCAGCUGAGAGAGAGAAUCUUAACCGCGAGAUGGAACUUGAGUCCUCCAUGGUGGAAGAGAAACCUCCUCAAGACAGUACCCAGGUGCAUGAGUCAGUGUCAGCACCACACGAGAUUGAGAAGAAGGAAGGCAUUGCAGCAGCAUCAAACGAAGACACCACACAACAACAACUUCAAAGUCCAAAAGAAGGCAAUGACUUUGAUCUCAACGCUGAAUCUCUCGACCUAAACGAGACCAAACCGGCACCAGUCGCAGCAGCCACGGCCUCUGAGGAAUAUACGUGCUGGUCAAUGGAGUUAGGCCAAAUAGAUCCAGCACAGUUUGCAAGUUUGGGUAAGAGGAUAGACGAGGAAGAAGACUAUGACGAAGAAGAAGGUUAAAGGCAAAAGUACUACAAAUAGGACAUUAAAUAGAGUAGCAGCAUUUUAGUGGUUUUGUCUAGAAAAUGCUUCUUCUGUGAUAAGAAUCCACUUCCAGUUUAUAGGUAUUGUAUGAAUCAAAACCCUUUAAAAUAGACUUGCCCGGUGAGAGACUUUGAAACCUUUGCA
This is a messenger RNA of Raphanus sativus (radish), 1234 nucleotides long. RefSeq lists its product as uncharacterized. The coding region runs from base 191 to 1066 and encodes 291 amino acids. The transcript is spliced from 6 exons. The record is from RefSeq and is a predicted model, not a curated record. Gene Ontology annotation, molecular function: protein heterodimerization activity. Gene Ontology annotation, biological process: regulation of DNA-templated transcription. Gene Ontology annotation, cellular component: nucleus. Lineage: Eukaryota; Viridiplantae; Streptophyta; Magnoliopsida; Brassicales; Brassicaceae.